Messenger RNA from Fomitopsis serialis, 1726 nucleotides. RefSeq lists its product as uncharacterized. The record is from RefSeq and is a predicted model, not a curated record. Lineage: Eukaryota; Fungi; Basidiomycota; Agaricomycetes; Polyporales; Fomitopsidaceae. Bases 43 to 1494 code for a protein of 483 amino acids. The transcript is spliced from 4 exons.
CAUGUUGUCGGACCUGGCAGUACUGACGACCUUCACAGCGGCAUGGAGGCAGACCGUCCAUGGUCUGAACGUCUUCCGCCAGAACUAUGGCAGAUUGUUUUGAGUCAGACACCCUCCGCCACGACCCGAGAAUGCCUGGCUGUGUCUAGGUUCUUUCAUGAUCUCGCCGCUCGCAUACUGUUCUCCACGCUCCGUAUACACUUUGGGUGCUGGGAGGUCGGUUAUGGCUUUACAAAGGAACCUCCUGAAGGAGACCGCGGGUGCAAGUCGUGUUGCAUACUACUGCGCGUCAUCACCGAUCCUGUGUUCGCGUCUUUUGUCAAAGAACUGCACGUACUUGCAUUCGCGGACGUCGCGACCUUCGAGAUAUGCGGCCUGACCAAUGCUAUCAGCAUUAUGCACAAUUUGCGGACAUUCAAGUGGUACACCACCUUCCGGCCGCACUUCUUACCUGGUGACAACAUCCUGAUGGCACUGGCGUCGACCGCUGUCAAUCUUCGCGAGUACACCUUGCCAAUCCAAUGUUUGGGUGCGUUGAGCGCUCUCAAGAGACUACCAGCAUCGAGCCUCUGCAUAUACAAUCUGGACGAGUCCUUUGAAAUGGAGCCGGAUCCAUACGAGGAGUACCGCACGUCCUGUCCAUCAUUGCUUGAAUCUCGCAGAGGGUCUCUGACGCAGCUCACCGCACCGAGCCAGGCGAUUUGGGAAUGUCCGAUCCACAUCCUGCAGGAUUUGACUCAUCUGACGAUUGAGAACGGUGGUGAUCUCAGCAAUAUCACACUGCUCUUCCAUCAUUGCACCCAACUCCAGGCUCUGCACAUCGUCUCCCGUUUUGACUCGCCUACGGAAUUCUAUAUCGCUCUAGCGGCACAUCCCUCUGCACUCCCUCAUCUUACGCACCUCAAGCUUCAGCUGAUGUGUCCCGUCGUUGCCGCGGAGCUUGAGUCGUUGGGAGGCUUCAUUCGGACGAAGAAGAAACUGCGGUGUCUGGAUUAUGACGACGAGGGCAGCACUCUUCAAGAACUAUCUCCUCUCUUGUUUGCCAUUCAAUCGCUAUCAGGCCUGGAGGUUCUAGGGCUGUAUAUGUGGUUGCACGAUAUCGGGCGGACAAUGUGUGAUUUGCUGAGAGGCACAAUCCCUCACGGGUUAAAGGCCCUACGUCUCUGGUUCGGAUACAUCGAGCUGGACCCCGAAGACAACGCGUGGGAUGGACUGUGGGCCACCCUCCCGAAGCUGGCCUUCGCGCACAUUGUCGACGACGCAAGCCUGCCGAUCGUAGAGUUGUCCGACAUCGUGGUUGCCAACAAGUCUCUGAGACUUGUAGGCCGUCGAUCGUGCCUAUGUCAGGUGGUUCGCACGGGCGAUGAGGUCGAGCUCAGCAAACCUUGGCCUCUCACCAAGGUCCAGUUCCGAACGACCGAGGACUUCGAGUGUGAAGAUUGGGAGUGGCUGAUGCGGGGCCAUGCGCUAGUGGACGAGCGCGAUUAUUACUGAUCAUGUUUCAUGCUUGUGCAGAGUUUACGAAUCACAGGUGAUUGGCUAUGUUAUCAUAAUACAAUGUACAGUCAACGUGUUCGAGCACGUAUGUAGAUUUUGGCAUCUCUCCGAAGCGGUCCAUGUCUGUAACAGAGUAGCGCGGAUGAUGUUCAAGCUGGCGGCUAACUUGAACGUCGAUCACUCAGGGGCGCUACAGACGUUACGCCGCCAUCUGUAGAUCGACGACCGC